Messenger RNA from Ahaetulla prasina, 8167 nucleotides. RefSeq names its product ATPase phospholipid transporting 8A2 (gene ATP8A2). The transcript is spliced from 36 exons. The record is from RefSeq and is a predicted model, not a curated record. The annotation marks the transcript as partial. Gene Ontology annotation, molecular function: magnesium ion binding; ATP binding; ATP hydrolysis activity. Gene Ontology annotation, biological process: neuron development; phospholipid translocation. Lineage: Eukaryota; Metazoa; Chordata; Lepidosauria; Squamata; Colubridae. Gene Ontology annotation, cellular component: plasma membrane.
UUCCUCCUUUCUGUUGCUUUCUGUCUUGCUUGGCUGCUCCUGGCAGGUCCCAUUUGCUCUAAUUCGGGCUAUAAGAAGGCGGAUGAUGAGAUGUCCGGGGCCACGUCCUCUGCAGACCAGGGAGAGGCAGCAGCUCGCACCAUUUACUUGAAUGAACCUCAGCAGAGCAAGUUCCACGACAACCGGGUCAGCACAGCUAAAUACAGCGUGGUGACAUUUCUACCUCGAUUCCUGUAUGAACAGAUUAGAAAAGCUGCAAAUGCUUUCUUCCUCUUCAUUGCCUUACUGCAGCAAAUUCCAGAGGUCUCUCCAACUGGAAGAUAUACUACCUUGGUGCCAUUACUAUUUAUUCUAACGGUUGCUGGCAUCAAAGAAAUCAUAGAAGAUUAUAAAAGACACAAAGCUGACAGUACAGUGAACAAAAAGAAAACAAUAGUUUUAAGAAAUGGAACAUGGGAGGAUAUCAUGUGGAAGGAGGUGGCAGUGGGAGACUUUGCGAAGGUCACCAAUGGGCAGCAUUUCCCAGCAGACAUGAUCAUUUUAUCUACCAGUGAACCUCAGGCAAUGUGUUAUAUUGAAACAGCUAAUCUUGAUGGAGAGACAAACCUUAAAAUACGACAGGGAUUGAUUCAGACUGCUAACCUCCAAUCAAAAGAAGACUUGAUGAAAAUGUCUGGGAAGAUAGAGUGUGAAGGGCCUAAUCGUCAUCUCUAUGAUUUCACUGGAAAUCUCCGCCCUGAAAAUCAAAGUCCACUUCCAAUUGGACCUGAUCAGAUUUUACUAAGAGGUGCACAAUUAAGGAACACUCAGUGGGUUUUAGGAAUAGUUGUCUACACAGGACAUGACACAAAACUUAUGCAGAAUUCAACCAAAGCUCCACUGAAGAGAUCAAAUGUAGAAAAAGUUACCAAUAUGCAGAUUCUCAUUUUGUUUUGCAUCCUUCUCGUCAUGGCUUUAGUGAGUUCUGUGGGUGCCUUACUAUGGAACAGAACACAUGGAGAAGUCAUUUGGUACUUUGAUUCCAAUGAAGUCCGAUCUACUAAUUUUGGAUAUAAUCUGCUCACCUUUAUAAUCUUGUACAACAACCUCAUUCCCAUCAGUCUACUGGUGACUCUGGAAGUUGUGAAGUUUACUCAGGCUCUUUUUAUAAAUUGGGACAUAGAUAUGUAUUAUACUGAAACCGAUACACCUGCAAUGGCCAGAACUUCAAAUCUUAAUGAGGAGCUUGGCCAGGUUAAGUAUCUAUUCUCUGAUAAAACAGGCACCUUAACAUGCAAUAUUAUGAAUUUUAAGAAAUGUAGUAUUGCUGGAGUAACAUAUGGUCACUUCCCAGAACUGGCAAGAGAAUGUUCAUCAGAAGAUUUCAGCCAGCUUCCGCCUCCUAUUAGUGAAUCUUGUGAAUUUGAUGAUCCAAGACUGCUGCAGAACAUCGAGGCUGAUCAUCCCACAGCUAUGCACAUCAAAGAAUUCCUCACUCUGCUGGCUGUGUGUCACACUGUUGUUCCAGAAAGACAUGAAAACACCAUCAUCUACCAGGCCUCCUCUCCAGAUGAAGGAGCUUUAGUCAAAGGAGCAAAAAAACUUGGCUAUGUUUUCACUGGGAGGACACCACGUUCUGUCAUCAUUGAUGCGCUAGGAAAAGAAGAGACAUUUGAGAUCCUUAACGUAUUGGAAUUUUCAAGUAAUCGAAAGAGAAUGUCUGUAAUUGUUCGGACUCCAGAUGGUCAACUACGUUUGUAUUGUAAAGGAGCUGAUAACGUCAUUUUUGAGAGAUUAUCCAAAGACUCAAAGUACAUGGAGCAAACUCUAUGUCAUCUUGAAUAUUUUGCCACAGAAGGUUUGAGGACUUUGUGCAUCGCAUAUGCAGACCUAUCAGAAAACGCUUAUCAGGAAUGGCUGGACGUAUAUAAUGAAGCCAGCACAAAUUUGAAAGACAGAACUCAAAAGUUGGAAGAGUGUUAUGAGAUAAUUGAGAAGGAAUUGCUGCUUCUGGGUGCAACAGCCAUUGAGGAUCGCCUUCAAGCUGGCGUCCCGGAAACAAUAUCUACUCUAAUAAAAGCAGAGAUCAAAAUUUGGGUACUAACGGGGGACAAACAAGAAACUGCUCUCAAUAUAGGGUACUCCUGCAGGCUUGUUUCCCAGAGUAUGACUCUCAUCCUCGUGAAUGAAGAUUCUUUGGAUGCAACACGAGCUGCAUUAACACACCACUGUGAAAAUCUGGGAGACUCACUGGGCAAAGAAAAUGAUAUUGCUUUGAUUAUAGAUGGCCAAACUCUGAAGUAUGCCCUGUCCUUUGAAGUGAGGCAGUCCUUCCUGGACCUAGCAUUGUCCUGCAAGGCUGUCAUUUGUUGCAGGGUGUCUCCUCUGCAGAAGUCAGAAAUAGUAGACAUGGUAAAGAAACAUGUGAAUGCCAUCACUUUGGCCAUUGGGGAUGGUGCCAACGAUGUUGGAAUGAUCCAGACGGCUCAUGUUGGAGUGGGGAUCAGUGGCAAUGAAGGCAUGCAGGCAACCAACUCUUCUGAUUAUGCAAUAGCACAGUUUUCCUACUUGGAGAAGCUGUUACUUGUCCAUGGAGCCUGGAGUUACAAUCGAGUGACAAAAUGCAUAUUGUAUUGCUUUUAUAAGAAUGUCGUUCUUUAUAUUAUUGAGCUUUGGUUUGCAUUCAUUAAUGGAUUCUCUGGGCAGAUUUUAUUUGAGCGCUGGUGCAUCGGGCUCUACAAUGUGAUUUUCACAGCAUUACCUCCCUUCACCUUGGGAAUCUUUGAACGAUCGUGCUCCCAGGACAACAUGCUUAGGUUUCCCCAGCUCUACAAAAUUACUCAAAAUGCUGAUGGGUUCAAUAGCAGGGUGUUCUGGGGUCACUGCAUCAAUGCCUUGAUCCACUCCGUCAUUCUCUUUUGGCUUCCCCUGAAAGCACUAGAACAUGAUACAGUAUUUACAAAUGGCCACGCUGUUGACUACCUGUUUGUUGGAAAUAUUGUUUAUACGUAUGUUGUGGUAACAGUCUGUUUGAAAGCUGGCUUAGAAACCACAGCAUGGACAAAGUUCAGUCACUUGGCUGUCUGGGGAAGCAUGCUGCUUUGGCUCGUCUUCUUUGGUGUCUACUCUACUAUCUGGCCUGUCAUUCCUAUAGCACCAGACAUGCUUGGACAGGCAGGAAUGGUAUUGAGAUGCGGACACUUCUGGAUCGGUUUAUUGCUCGUGCCCACAGCGUGCCUUGUUAAAGAUGUGGCAUGGAGAGCGGCCAAGCAUUCUUACCGUAAAACUUUGCUGGAGCAGGUUCAAGAGUUGGAAGCUAAAUCCAAAGAACUGAGGAAAUCUAUGCUGCGUGAUAGCAAUGGAAAGAGCAUGAAUGAACGUGACCAUUUGUUAAAAAGGCUGGGCAGAAAGACCCCUCCGUGCCUCUUCCGUGCUCAUUCUGUCCAACAAGGAGUGUCACAUGGUUACGCUUUUUCUCAAGAGGAGCACGGGGUCGUCUCUCAGUCUCAAGUUGUUCGAUCCUACGACACUACAAAGCAGAGAGCCGGAGUCGAAUAACAUGGACUUCUUCCCCUUGAUUGGUGGCUGGAGGAAAGAGAUGUGGAUCAAUGUGUCCACUGUGAAUACACCCUUGAGUAAGGCUGGCAGCAGCAACGUAAACACUGGAAAACUUUUUACUGUGGCCUUAGCCAACAAGUUUGUUCUCUAUGCUGCUUCCAGACCUUGAGCACACUUUGGGGUGGGGUGGGGGGAGAGAGAGCAGUCCUUGCCGGAAGCCAGCUGUUCUUUUGGUUUACAUGGCUUAUGAAAGAUUUGGCUCUGCUGUCCAAGGUGUGAUGCUGAAAACGUUUUGUUUCUAUUGCCAUUUUUUUCAAGAGGCAGGGCAAAAGGUAUUUGUGGUUUUGCAGAGAAAAUCAAAAAGGUGAUAAGGCCCAUUUGCUGAUCUACCUUUGCUGAAUUCAGACUUCCCAUUUUGUCAUGCCCAGACUUAGCUGCAUGUAUGAAGCCUUUAUAAUACUCACUGUUUAUUUGACUGGAAUGUUUACAGGGAGGCGAAGAAGUACAGAGAAGCAAAUAUAACCCAGGGGGGAAAAAAGGGAGAGGAAAGAAAUCAGGCCCUAGAACAAUCAUCAACAGCUUAUCUUGGAAUGGAUCAGCACUAUACAAAAUACUUUACAGAAUUCUUAGCUUGUUUACGCAAACCACACACAGACAUCCACAAUCAUUUACUCUGCUGCAAUACUAUCUGUCACCCAAGUCAUUUGAAUGGCAGGCCUGUGUCUCAAAAUUACAGCUGAAGUGCAGCUUUUUAUUAAGUCAUGAGAUAGAUCUGGUCUGGUAUGAAACGGAGAAAAAAAUAUAUUAUUGUUCUGAUGAAGAGACAAAGCAAGUAUCUAGCUUUAAAGUCAGUUAAUCAAUUUAACAUUUUGUCCCCACUGUGGCUCAUGACUUAAAAUACUCCAGCACACAAGUGCAGAGACAAGCUGGUGCCUUAACAUCUUCUGCUUGUGAAACUCAUUAGAACUUUUGAGAGACCGUAUAUGACUACAUAUUGGACUAACAGGACCUUAAGAAAGAUUGGAAAGAUCAGGAAAGUACUACAGGUCCUUAUUAAGGUGACCCCAAAGUUUUUGCUACGAUGUAACGAGAUCUCCUUUCAAAUAAACACACAGUGAAAAAGUAAUCUCCUCCCUUGAGAAAAUAUAUCAGUGAAAUAAAUGAAGACUUAACCUGUAGUAACUUUAGCAUCUCUGUUUCUAUUCAUCACUUGGAAAAAUGGCAUAAGGAUGUUUAAAUGUUUUCUAUGGUUGUGGGAAAUAUUGCAACAAGUAGAGAGAAAUUUCAGUUAAUGGUGGUUGUUUAUUUUUCUUAAAAAUCAGCCUCCAAGGUCAUGGCAUGGCCACUUCAGGGAACAAUGACCUGUGAGGAUUGGUUGUAAAAAUACAUCCAGAUUGUAUUGCAAAAUAUUGGGCUAUUGUUUGGGUUGCCUACUUCUUCUGGCAGGGCUUUCUGUGCUGCAAAGAUAAUUCUGUUAAAGAGAAGGUAGCACUUUUAGUAAAGGAGCUUCUGUUUGCUAAUAAUUCUACCUGUCGUGCAUCGUUAAGAUCACACAAAAAAAUCCUACCAGAAAAAUAAGUUGACAUGCCUACUUAGCAUGCCAGUAAGCAAUUGUGUUCACAGGUCAACCACAAAAAGGAUAUCCUCCUAACUUUUCUUUUCCAUGCUAUUUUAAUUUCUGGAUUAUUAUUUUUUUGUAAUGAAAUCCUGAGAAAUGCAAAGAACUCUUGCUUAAAUGGUUGAUACCCUCUCUGGAAGGAUCCAAAGGUGUUUUUUCAGAAGGCAACUAGACUUUCUUGUUUUUCUUUGAAGAUGUUUCACUUCUCAUCCAAGAAGCUUCUUCUUUGGGACAACUAUGACCUGGGAUGACUGAGAAUCUCUACAGGCCCCUCUGGAAUACCCUGGAAUCCUGCAUGAUUUCAGAGAAAGCAAGAUAUGAAUAAAGCCCUCAGAUUCACCUGGUGCUGCUAUCUAAGCAAGCCUUAGUCCUAGCAGCCUCACUACAUUUCUGAAUAGCUUAAGAUAAACAUCAUUGCAACUUUGUCCUCAGGUGCAUCGGCCGGUUAUCCUGUGUGCUGUAUAUAAGGCCUUAAAAAGUUGACACUUUAUUACUCCUUUUUGCUGAUAGUCCUCUGGAACAGGGGUCUUCAGCCAUGUCAACUUUAAGACUUGUGGACUUCAACUCCCAGAAUUCCUCAGCCAGCAAAGCUGGCUGAGGAACUCUGGGAGUUGAAGUCCAUAAGUUUUAAAGUUGACAAGAUUGGAGACUCCUGCUCUGGAACAUAGGGAGAUUUCAGAAAAUUUGGUCAUGGAGAGAUCUACUCAGCCAGCAAAAAGAAGUUAACCAUCUCUUUAUCUAGGCUGAAGGGGCUGAAAUCAAUUCCAGUACUUGAGUGUCAUUAUUCAAUAUGUACCACUUUUAACAUUUUCUUGUAGAAUGUUUUUAUUAUUAUUCCACAGCAUUCUAAUGGUUUUCCUUGGACCAUAAUUGGGAAGGACAUAGCAUCAAUUAGCUCUACAUGAGCUUAAAAAUGAUUUGGGAGAAAUGCUUUAGGCCUUGUACAAACACAGCACCUCCUUCCUGUUCUUUAACACAAUUUGAUUUUUUUCCAGACUUGACUGUUGCUUUAAGAAGUCAGUUCAGUAAAGUAAGUGUGAUUCUUAGAGGAGCAACAUUUUUUUUCAGGUUCACACAGUAUUGUUCACUAUAACUUAAGAAAGAUCUGCAAAAAAAUAACUUUCUGGGGCAUAUUUCUGAAAUCACAUUGUAUAGCCCACCCUAAAUCCCCCCACCCAAAUAUUAGCAGUCCUAUCUACCAUUCCAUUAUAUCCAUAUACAUAUACAGUAAUAUAAGUUAAGCACAUUUAUCCAUAUCAGCAGGUAAAUAAACCAAUUGUCCUUCUAGAAUUCAGAGCUUAAAAUCUGAACAGUUGAAGCUAAUAACUAUACUGCAAAGCUUAGGCUGCAAUCCUAGGAGUAAGACCCAUUUAUUACAUUGGGUCUUAAUUCUAAGGAAACUUGUAAAGGAUUAAGUUAAACAAUACAUUUUGCCAGUUUAGCUAAUUAAUUUCUCCCAACAAUUUUGAGAGUUAGAGAGCUUAGACAGAUCAAUCAACCAAUGGAACAGAAGUUGCCUUCAGAUGUUGUGGGACCUUCAUCACUGGAAGCUUUUAAGAAGAGACUGGACUGCCAUCUGUCAGAAAUAGUGUGGGGUCUCCUGCUUGUGCAGGGGAUUGGACUAGAUGACCUACAAGGUCCCCUCCAACUCUGUUAGAGCUACACCCAAAAAGUUAAAUUCAUAGAAUUAUUUGAAAAGAAGCUCCUUACAUGAUGCACAACAAAAUCAACUCUUUACAAGGAGUUCUCAGGUUACAACCAUUUCUUCAGCAACCUUUCAAAGUUCAGACUGUGUUGAAUGAAUAGUACUUAUGACAAUCCUCAUCAUUCCGUUUGACCCAGCAUCCCCACAGUCAUGUGAAUGCAGCUCCUGGCUUACAAUUGCAAUGUCACAGUGAGUCACAAUCAUGUGAUUUGAUUUCCAACAUUUUCUGCUGGCUUCCCACAAGCAAAAUCAAUGGAAAAUUCAGAGCUAGCAGUCACGCGAGAUCCUCAUUCAACAAUCCACGCGAGCCUUGUUUAACUAUGGGAACUGGGGCUUCUGGAAUUGCUGUCACUAAGCGACACAGCCAGCAACACCUCACUUUAUUACCGUAUCACUUACUGAUGGCAGAUCUGGGCCCAAUUGCCAUCAUAAACUGAGGACCACCUGGAUUUUAACUUCUUAGCUGCAAAAACCAAGGCAACCACAAGAUGUCAGCAGAGAGAUACAAAAACCCCUUCCAUCUACUGGCCGUCUAGAUUUUUGCAGGCUGGAUCUGACAGCCCUAUUGUAUAUACACAUCUUGAGGUUACUCACCUAGUUUAUUUUUAUUAUUAUUAUUUAGGUCAAAACCAUCUAGUUCUUUUUCUGUGGUGUAUGUCUCACAUACCGAUUAAGUCAUUUUUCAUGUCUUCAAAUCUGCUUUAAGGCAAGUGAAAAUGAGCAGGAGCUAUCUGAAAUGGCUUUGUCCCAAAUAAACAGACUUUUGAGGGAGGGUAUAUUUCAGAGAUCUGAAAUUAUUGUCAAAAAACUCAGUAUUUCCCAGUUUCCUCCUCCUCUCUUUCUCUCUCUCUUUUGGAAAAAGGCAAUUUGUAAUGGUAGCUUGCAGUAUUGUAUCGGUUGUUGUUGAAAUCUAUUGGCAAUGUAAAAUGAAGCAAUCCCAGUCCAGGGAGAUUCCAUUAGUUUUCCUCAGAGAGGGAACCCAACGUUAUUGAAAGUAUACAAAUUCACCUCUUCUGAUCCCACCCACCUUGCAAGUGUCACGUAUGACACUAUUCAGUACCAUUGACAAUACUCACGUGUUCUUUCUAGCAUGAAAAAGAAAUCUGGAGGUCUCUGUCCUUGUCAUUUGUUGGGAGGGGAGGUAAGUUUAACAGCAGUUCCGCUUACCUUUGGGAAGACAUGAACAGAUAACUCCAUAUGAAAACAACUGAUAUGCUCUGCUUGUAUGUAAUCUUUCCAAACUGUAAUAAUUUAUUGUGUACAAAGACAAUAGCUUUAUCAUACCUAGUGUUUAUGUAAAUAAAAAG